AUGGAGCAGAAAACGACAGAUCGACCCUCGGAUGAGGAGCCCUUUCUCAACGACCAAGAACGGGACCAAUUUCAGCUUCCCUUACCGCCGGCUUGGCAGAGGAGAUGGGCCAAAUUUCUGCCGUUCUCUGUCGUGUUGAACAUCGGUCUGAUAUUGGCACUGCUGGCUGUAUUGGGCCUUCUCCGUCACGACCCCAGCAAGCAUUACAUUCCAAACGAGAUCUACUCACCUGCGCACUCCGUAGUCGAGUAUGAGAACAUCCACUUUACGGGGGGCCUCGAGAGCGAGAGAGCAGUCUCCAAGUAUCGUGGUAGCUCAAAAGAGGUUGACGAUGCAUGGGAAAAUCUCUACAACACGGCUCCUCUCAUCAACGCCUCAACGCGCUUCUCCAACGACAGCAACCAGUACAUGGUGCAGCUCGACGUCUUCCACCAGCUGCACUGUCUGAACAUGCUGCGUCAGGUGCUGUACCCCCUCACCUACCACCUGGACGUGACUUCGGGAACGCAGACGGCCAAGAGCACGAUCCAUCACAUGGAGCACUGCUACGAGCAGCUGAGGCAGGCCAUCCAGUGCUCCUCCGACCUGUCCACCAUCACUUGGGCGUGGAGCAGGGAUAAGGGCAGAUAUGUCGGAAACGUGCACACGAUGCAUACGUGCAGGAACUUUGACAAGAUUCAUGAGUGGGCUGAGGAGAAUAUGGCUAAGCAAGAGUUGGACUUUUUUGGCUAUGUCGAGGGAUCACCCAUCUUCCCACCAGAACUCGACGACUUUGAUUCGUAG
Cordyceps fumosorosea ARSEF 2679 is the source of this 783-nucleotide messenger RNA. RefSeq lists its product as hypothetical. Gene Ontology annotation, biological process: mycotoxin biosynthetic process. The transcript is spliced from 3 exons. Bases 1 to 783 code for a protein of 260 amino acids. NCBI's taxonomy places the organism in Eukaryota, Fungi, Ascomycota, Sordariomycetes, Hypocreales, Cordycipitaceae. The record is from RefSeq and is a predicted model, not a curated record.